AUGUCUCCCUUUUACCUAGUUUGGAAACUUUAUAUCUUGCUGUAUCUUCAGGCUCCAACUCCAAGGAAGUCUAUAAAUGGUGGUGGUGGGGCUGAGGGUUUGCUGGUGUUGAAUAGGUCCCUUGUUGUUGUUGCUUCUGCUGCUGUGGUUUCUGGGUUCCUUGCUAGUGAUAGUGAUAAUAAUGAUGAUGACGUUGAUGCUUCACUGACUGUGACUCCAGAUGCUUGCUUGCUACUGAAAGCAGUGAAGGUGGUGGUGUUGGUGGUACCAUCAUCUUUCACCAUGCUACUCUGCUUCUUCUUCAGACUGGGACUCCAUUGGCCCUCCUGA
This is a messenger RNA of Linum trigynum, 330 nucleotides long. The record is from the annotation of a GenBank genome assembly. NCBI's taxonomy places the organism in Eukaryota, Viridiplantae, Streptophyta, Magnoliopsida, Malpighiales, Linaceae.